AUGAAAACGUGGGUGAAACCAAUCUGUUGUCACAACUUCAUAAUGACCUUACUAACAAACUGGAUGUCAGCCCCAACAGCAUUUCUUCUCUUAUAUUUUUGGGGAGCAAAGGUACAUGCUUCUGGAAACCUGGAGGAUGAAGUAGAUUACACCUAUGUUAUUAUAGGAGUCACUCUGGGAGCAGUUCUAGCAAUCGGUUUUGUAGCAGUAAUAAUCUGCAUGAUCAAAGCCAAAAUGAUUGACAGUGUCUUUGAAGAGUCAGGUGGCAAAAUGGAUAGAAGGUCAAACACGGAAUCGAGCCAAAACAGAUGACAGCAGUGCAUUAAGAAACCAAAGUACAAGGGAUCAAUAACCCUUUUGCAAUCAACAGCUACCUGGUGUGAGGAUCAAUAGAAGUCUCUUAUGCACUGGCAGGAAUCUUACCAAUACCAAUGCUUUUCUUUGUUCUUUAGUUGAAAUGCUGAUUGAUUGUUUACAGGAAGAGCUUAUAGUGCAGCUAACUUCAAUCACCUGCACCCAGAAGGUCUGCAAUCCCCCUCAGCAUGUAUAUGAAGGAAAUGUAUGAGGAAAAUAAAAUAGAUGAGCUCUGUUCUCUAAUAGAUCCUCUUUAUUCUAUGAUAAGUAUAUGAUUGAUUUCUGAAGUCAGUUAAAUACCAGGUAAUCAGAAAGAUGGCAAUAUAAUUCAGCAACAAAAUUCAUGGUCACACCUAUAUUUCAAGAUAAGUAAAUAAUGAUUUCAGCAACUUGGAAAUUAAUUUGAGGUUAAAAUAAAACAAGAUAUCUCAUUUAUUUCAAGAAAUACAUGUUUCGUGUUAGUGAGAAAACAUGUAAUUAACUUAAAGUUUUCACAAAGCAGGUCAUUUGUCAAAUGUGCAAAGGAAACUGGAUAGUAAUUUUCCCACGCAUAUUGAACAACAAAGUGUAAAAUUUAUUUUGACAGAAGAGUGGUAUAUUGGAAUACUUUCCCUGGUUUCCUAAGUGUCUGUUAACCAUGUCAGCAGCACUGCAGUUCAUUAGCAGCAUUUGCUAACAGAUAAACUAAAGCAGUAAUGUGAUACUUGUAAGUAAUUGUGUGUACAUGA
This is a messenger RNA of Cinclus cinclus, 1082 nucleotides long. It is a transcript of the gene TMEM273, whose product is annotated as transmembrane protein 273. The record is from RefSeq and is a predicted model, not a curated record. NCBI's taxonomy places the organism in Eukaryota, Metazoa, Chordata, Aves, Passeriformes, Cinclidae. The transcript is spliced from 6 exons. Bases 1 to 312 code for a protein of 103 amino acids.